Molecule: messenger RNA, 2948 nt
Organism: Linum trigynum
Lineage: Eukaryota; Viridiplantae; Streptophyta; Magnoliopsida; Malpighiales; Linaceae
Source: the annotation of a GenBank genome assembly
CCGCGUCCUCUACUCCUUCCCGCUUCCCAUCUCCUACUCCACUUUCCCUUUCCCCACUGUCUCCUCUCUUCUCGUACUCGCCGCCGCCGCCGCCGCUUUCUCACCUCCAGCCAUGGUCGUGCUUCGGUCCCGAACAGUCACUCCACAAACCCUAGCCAAAGACACCACUCCCUGUCCCUCCGUCAUCAAGCAGUCCCCCGCCGUUCCUCUCCCUGUCUCUCCCGCCACUCCUCCCCUCUCCUCUUCCCGGCGGAGCGGCCGACUUGCCACCAGAUCGCCGUCCACCGAUGAAGCCCCUCUGACUACCGGGACCAAGAGGAGGAGGAGGAGGAGCACUUCAGCCGGUGUCUGCUCGAUUGCCAAGAAUAAACCGGUCGAUGAAGGGAAUCCGGCGGCGGAUGUUGUGAAACAGGAAGCGGAAGAGCCUGAAGCUCCUCUCCCUGUCUCUCCCGCCACUCCUUUUCUCUCCGCUCACCGACGGAGCGGCAGACUUGCUUCCAGAUCGCCGUCCAUAACCCCUCGGUCUACCGGGAGCAAGAGGAGGAGCGCUUCAGAUGGUGUCAGCUCGGAGAAUGAAGCGGUCGAUGAAGGGAAUCCGGCGGCCGAGGGAGUUGCUAGCGAAGGUAAUGUGAUUGCUGAUGGGGUGAAACAGGAAGCGGGACAGGAAACCCUUCAGGCUACCGGGCGCAAGAGGAGGAGUGCUUCAGCCGGCGUCAGCUCGAUUACGGAGAAUAAAUCUGUCUUGGAAGAGAAUCAGGCGGCGGAGAGGGUCGCUGAGAGGGUUAAACAGGAAGAACAGAGAAAUGAUGGGAAAGGUUUGAGUUUGGAGGAGAAUCGGAGUGUGAAGCGCACUAGAAGGUGGACCAGCGAAGAGAAAGGGAAGGGGAAAUUGGGGGAAGUGGGUGCGAUUGAUGUGAGAAAUGGGGAACUACGAGUUCCAGGAACCUUGAUAAUCGAUGAGGGCCGGGCUGAGCGUGAAGGAAGGCAAAACCCUACUUGUCAGCCUUCCACAGUGGUCACGGAAAAGGCCAACAGAGAAGAGGAAGAGAGAUUGAAGGAACGAACAAAGGAUGCACUGUCGAAGAAGACCGAAUCCGGUUCUCGAAUGGACCAGUUCAAGGAUGCAGCACGAAAGAAUGCUGCUCGAUUUGCUCAUUUCGAAGCUCAAGAGCAUCUGCAGGCGGCUCCUCCUGGUGUUGAAGCAGCUGAGCAAUCCACUGAGGGAGAUGAUGAGAAGGUUGAAGAUUGGCCAGGUCCAUUCUCGACUGCGAUGAAAAUUAUUAGGGACAGAUCAAAUAGGAUGAACUUGCAAAGUGAGAGAGCAACUUCGGACAAGGCCAACUCUGUUGCAAUAAAUUGGACUCCUAGAGGAGAUGUCGGUGGCUGUAAUCGCUCAAGAACUUUGGUUCCUUCGUUGGAACAGCUGUGCAUGGAAGGUCUUGCCAAAAAUGCUGAUGCAAUCACUUCACUUGACUGUGUUCCUGAUGUUUUCAGGCACAGGCUUUCCCAGUUGCUUUGCGAUUCUCGAAAGAUGAAUACACAUUUUCUGAAUCUUCUUGCCUGUGGCUCUCCUUCUGAGAUACGAAUCAGGGAUUGUUCCUGGCUAACGGAGGAAGAGUUCACAGAUUGCGUCCAGGGCCUUGACACCAGCAACUUAACGGUUCUUCAACUUGACUAUUCUGGGCGAGGCAUACCUGAUUAUGUUUUACAUUCUACCUUAGCCGCGUCUCCAGGAAGCAUGCCUGUAUUAAAUACUUUAUCCCUGAAUGGUGCUUAUCGCCUUUCAGAUAUUGGACUUAGAUCACUUGUUUCUGCUGCUCCUUCCCUAAGAUGCCUGAAUCUUAGCCAAUGCUCCCUUGUUUCUGCAACUAGUAUAAGCAUUUUGGGGGACUCAUUGGGUUCUAGUUUGCUAGAACUGUACCUUAAUGACUGCCAAAGCAUUGAUGCUAUGCUUAUGUUACCUGCAUUGCUGAAGUUUGAAAAUCUUGAAGUUCUAUCAGUGGGUGGUAUUGAGACUGUCUCUGAUGACUUCAUUACGUGCUUUGUUGCUGUGUGUGGCCAUGCGACGAAAGAGCUUGUUCUUUCUGACUGUGUGAAAUUGACUGAUUCUUCCUUGAAAGCCAUAGCUACAGCAUGUCCUCGCCUGCACUCACUCAACCUUUCAAAUCUGAGGCAGUUGACUGAUUCUGCACUGGGAUAUCUUGCAAAUGGGUGUCAAGAAAUACAAACUUUGAAACUUUGUCGCAACAAUUUCAGUGAUGAAGCUAUUGCAGCAUUCAUAGAAGCCUCUGGAGGGUCAUUGAAAGAUCUUUCCCUGAAUAAUGUCAAGCAGGUUAGCCACAACACUGCACUAUCAGUUGCUAGACGAGCAAACAAUUUGCAGAGUUUGGAUCUAUCGUGGUGCCGGAACUUGGCAGACGAGGCGGUUGGGUUGAUUGUGGAUAGCUGCCUGUCACUGAAGGUGCUCAAGAUCUUUGGGUGUGAUCAGCUGACGGAUGUGCUACUAUGUGGUCACUCGAAUCCAGUAGUGGAAAUCAUUGGGAUGAAGAUGUCUCCAGCAUUAACAAAUGUCAGAGUGAUUGAUGCACAGGCCUUCCCUGUCCAUUAUUCAUCAGUGCUCUCCUCCAUGUGAUUCGAACCUCUGUUAGAUAUGGAGGGUCGACCUGUUUGAACCUAGUUAGUGGUAGUAGGAUGUUUAUUUAUUUACUCUCGAUUAAGCAGGUACUAAGAAGAAGCCAUUUUAAUGAUCACUGCAUGUAAAUACCUUCCUGUUUGGAUCAAAGGUGGGAACUGGGAAGUAAACCUCAAAUUUUGAAGGGUGCAAGUAACCUCCUUUUGCUUUACAAAUAGCAAAUGCUGCAGUUUAUGAUUGAAUCGAAUGAGACAACAUGUAUUUGUAUUAAACUGAAGUAGUCACUGGUAGCAAGCAAUGAACAGCAGCAUUUUGU